GUCCCGGUCCCGGUCCCGGUCCCGGUCCCGGUCCCGGUCCCGGUCCCGGUCCCGGUCCCGCGGGCGGCCGCCGGCAUGGGGCUGAGCUGAGGCGCCGCCGGUGAAUCAGCCAUUGUAUGAGAUUUGUCCACACACUGGCUCUUCAGACAGGGGCAGGCAAAGACAAGACUCUGUGCGUGCAUGGUGUUGUGCUUGCCAGGUGGUGCAAGAAGUCUUCAGCCUGCUGCUGCAGCUCAGAUGUGGAUCCUUCGUAGCCAGGGGCGUCGCGUGAUCCCGUCUGUCACAGAUCGUGCCUCUGGUCACAGAAACGAGGUGGAAGUUGUCACUGUUGAUGGGGCCAUAGCAGUGAACAUGAGAGGUCUUCCAUAUCUCAAGUUGAGAAGUUCCAUAUCAUACUAAAGAUGGAGAAAGAAGAAAAGAAAUUUGUCAAUAAAGCAGAGGAGGACGAGAUGGAGAUCUAUGGUUAUGAGCUAUGUCGAUGGAAGUUGGUGCUAGUUACUGUAGGAGUGAUCUGUUCUGGUGGCUUUCUUCUCCUCCUCCUCUACUGGAUGCCUGAGUGGCGUGUGAAAGCAACGUGCAAAAGGACAACGCUUAAAGACUGUGAAGUGGUUCUGCUGAGAACAACCGAUGAAUUCAAGAUAUGGUUUUGUGCAAAAGUUCGUGUUAUGCCUUCCUUGGGAGCCAAUCCUUUACAGAAUCCUAACCCUAUUGUACACAAGGUUUCAAAUGGCCAUGCUGUUCAUUUCUGUGAAUCUGCUGCAGAAGAGAAUAAAAACGAUUUGAAAAAAUACUUGCCUAUUCGUUAUUUCACGCAUCACAGUGUGAAGUAUUUCUGGAAUGAUUCAGUUCAAAGUUUUGAUGUUGUACGAGGACUAGAUGAAUCUACGUUCUGUUCUGCAAUUCAUAAUGAACACAGCAGAGGGCUGACGAAAGGGAUGCACGAGUACAGGAAAGCAUUCUAUGGAGUAAAUGAAAUUGCUGUGAAAGUGCCUUACAUUUUUAAGCUUCUGAUUAAGGAGGUUCUCAACCCUUUUUACAUUUUUCAGUUGUUCAGUGUGAUAUUGUGGAUCACUGAUGAAUAUCACUACUAUGCAUUAGCAAUUGUGAUCAUGUCUGUAAUAUCCAUUGUUAGCUCGCUCUACACCAUUAGAAAGCAAUAUGUUAUGUUACAUGACAUGGUAGCAGCUCACAGCAUUGUCAGGGUUUCUGUCUGCAGAGGAAAUCAAGAAAUAGAAGAAAUCCUUUCCACCGAUCUCGUGCCUGGAGAUAUCAUGUUGAUUCCAUCUAAUGGGACAAUUAUGCCAUGUGAUGCAGUACUUCUCAGUGGUACUUGCAUUGUAAAUGAAAGCAUGUUAACAGGUGAAAGUGUUCCUGUCACGAAGAUUAACCUGCCAAAUCCUUCAGAAUACCCCAAAACAAUGGGAGAUGAAAUAUACAGUCCAGAAGUGCACAAGCGGCAUACUUUGUUCUGUGGAACCAAUGUAAUUCAAACCCGUUUUUAUACCGGAGAAUUAGUCAAAGCUCUAGUAGUGAGAACAGGCUUUAGUACUGCUAAAGGACAACUUGUUCGUUCCAUACUAUAUCCAAAGCCAACUGACUUUAAACUCUACAGAGAUGCCUACUUGUUUCUCCUCUCUCUGGUAGUGGUGGCAGGCAUUGGGUUUCUUUAUACGAUUGUCAAUAGCAUCUUAAAUGAGGUUCCAGCUCAUACCAUCAUCAUCGAGUCUCUUGACAUAAUCACUAUCACGGUGCCUCCAGCACUCCCUGCUGCCAUGACUGCUGGCAUUGUUUAUGCACAAAGACGGUUGAAAAAAAUUGGUAUCUUCUGCAUCAGCCCACAAAGGAUAAAUAUUUGUGGCCAACUGAAUCUCGUGUGUUUUGAUAAGACUGGCACGCUUACUGAGGAUGGCUUGGAUCUUUGGGGAAUUCAACGGGUAGAAAAUGCUUGUUUCCUUUUGCCGGAAGAGAGGGCUUGCGGUGAAAGUUUGCUGAAGUCUGAGUUUGUUGCUUGCAUGGCAACUUGUCAUUCACUUACAAAAAUUGAAGGGGUACUUUCUGGAGACCCACUUGAUCUGAAGAUGUUUGAAGCAAUAGGAUGGAUUUUAGAAGAAGCAACAGAAGAGGAAACAGCCCUGCAUAAUCGAAUCAUGCCAACAGUGGUUCGACCUUCAAAACAACUUUUUCCAGAAUCCAAGCAAUCAACUGAUCAAGAAAUGGAAUUGUUUGAGCUUUCAACCGGUUAUGAGAUUGGAAUUGUGCGCCAGUUUCCAUUUUCUUCAGUUCUGCAACGUAUGUGUGUGAUAGCAAAAACUCUUGGGGAGAAGAGAAUGGAUGCUUAUAUGAAAGGUGCCCCUGAAGUGAUUGCCAGCUUGUGUAAGCCAGAAACAGUUCCCAUUGACUUUGAAAGUGUCCUGGAAGAAUACACUAAGCAGGGCUUUCGAGUUAUUGCUCUUGCUCACAGAAAAUUGGAGUCUAAGCUUACAUGGCACAAAGUUCAAACUAUUAAUAGAGAUACUAUUGAAACCAACAUGGAUUUUAUGGGGUUAAUCAUAAUGCAAAACAAACUAAAGAAAGAAACCCCUGCUGUACUUGAAGAUUUGCGUAAAGCCAACAUUCGCACUGUCAUGGUUACAGGGGAUAACAUGUUAACUGCUAUCUCUGUGGCCAGAGACUGUGGAAUGAUUCUACCUCAGGAUAAGGUCAUUAUUGCUGAAGCACUACCUCCAAAGGAUGGGCAGGCUGCCAGAAUCAACUGGCAUUAUGCAGAUACCCUUGCAAGAUGCACUAGUUCAUCACCAGCCAUAAACUCAGAGGAUAUUCCAGUUAAAUUGGUCCAUGAAAGCCUUGAGGAUCAUCAGAUGACCAAAUACCAUUUUGCAAUGAAUGGAAAGUCAUUUGCAGUGAUUUUGGAGCAUUUUCAGGAUCUGGUACCCAAGCUUGUGUUACGUGGCACUGUGUUCGCUCGCAUGGCACCUGAUCAGAAAACUCAGUUGGUGGAAGCUUUACAAAAUGUAGAUUACUAUGUGGGCAUGUGUGGUGAUGGUGCAAAUGACUGUGGUGCGCUAAAGAGAGCACAUGGUGGCAUAUCUUUGUCUGAACUUGAGGCUUCCGUGGCAUCACCGUUCACUUCCAGGACACCUAGUAUUUCCUGUGUGCCAAAGCUGAUCAGGGAAGGUCGUGCUGCUUUAAUAACUUCAUUCUGUGUAUUUAAAUUCAUGGCAUUGUACAGCAUUAUCCAGUACAUCAGUGUUACUCUGCUAUAUUCUAUCCUGAGCAAUUUGGGAGACUUCCAGUUUCUCUUCAUCGAUUUGGCAAUCAUUUUGGUGGUUGUCUUCACUAUGAGUCUGAACCCUGCUUGGAAGGAGCUUGUCGCACGAAGGCCUCCAUCAGGUCUUAUCUCAGGUCCACUUCUGUGUUCUGUUUUGUCUCAGAUCAUCAUCUGUCUUGCUUUCCAAACCUUUGGAUUUUUUUGGGUCAAACAGCAGCCCUGGUAUGAACCUUGGACAACAGAAUCUGAUGCAUGUAAUAUAUUGGAUGCCACAAACACCAGCUCUGCACAUGAUGGGAAUGAGACUCAUCAAGAUGAACAUAACAUUAAAAAUUAUGAAAACACAACUUUGUUUUUUAUAUCCAGCUUUCAGUACCUCAUAGUGGCAAUUGUCUUUUCUAAAGGAAAGCCCUUUAGACAACCAUGCUACAAAAAUUUUCUGUUUGUUACUUCUGUGAUAGUUCUUUAUGUAUUCAUAUUUUUCAUCAUGUUGCAUCCCGUUGAAUCUAUUGACGCAUUUCUUGAGCUCGUGUGUGUGCCAUAUGAGUGGCGCCUAAGAAUUCUCUUCAUUGUUAUCAUCAAUGCAGCUGUGUCCGUGUUGACAGAGACUGUCCUCCUUGAUAUGAUCCUUUGGAAGGUUGUGUUCAAUCGAGACAAACAAGGAGAAUAUCGCCUCACCAUACCCCAGCCGCCUCAGGAGGCUGUAGAUCGCUGUGGAGUCUGUUUCCUUUCUUCCCUGUUUGGUUGCAGAGAGAAGGCGCCAAAAGCUAAGUAUAUGCAUCUAGCUCAGGAACUGAUGGUUGAUCCAGAAUGGCCACCGAAACCCAGAACAACAACAGAAGCUAAAGUACCAUCCCAAGAAAAUGGUUCAUAUCAAAUCAUCACUUUAACGUAACAGUGGAUCUUGGUGGCAUGUAUCUUUGUAGUAUUGAGAAGAAUGUAAUUUUAAAGCUUUAUUUGAAAUUGCAGUAUACUAAAUGUCAAGUUAUAAUGCAGAUUUUUCCAACUGCUUCAUCUCUCUGAAUACAAAGUUCAGAGCCAGACAUCUUACGGAUAUACAUUUUAAAAAUGUAGGUUACUAUAGGCAGAAAAAAAAAGAUUGUUUCCUUUCACCUUUCAAAUUUCAUUAUUCCUAAACGAGAUGCAUCUGAAGAUUUAAACUGCAGGGCAGUUAAAAAGGUUCACUUUAUUUGCCUGGAGUAUCUUAACCAUUGUUCUAACUUGCUUACCUGGGCAUGUGUUAAUAUAAGGUCUAUAAUGUAAUGGUUUCAUGAUAGUACUAGAGGCACAUAGUAAGCAAAACCUUGUCAUACAUUUUGGUUUGUUUUCCGUUUAAUAUUCACUGCUGAAAAACUUUGUGCCUCAGAACGGUUCUAAAGUUUUGGUGUGUGUACCUCUAAAUUUGUCCGUGCUAGUAAGGAGUGUUUCCAGGUAUAACGUUUGGAUUUUAGUACUUCAGUCUGCCACAGCAGGAACUGGAAAUGCUGUAGAAGCAAUAUGCCCCAUCCUUAAGAAGAAAGCACAUUGCUUUCAAGUGGGUUCCUAGCUGCUUUUCUAGCUAAACCUGAGGAAGGGCUUAAGUAGACUUCAGAGGAGGAGGCAUUUGGCUACACUCUUAGAAUUGUUAGAGAAGGAAGGCUGGAGAAUCUAACACUUCAUUCUGUAUCAUGUUUUAUUACAUUUAGCUAUGCAUUUCUCCACAGACCUUGCUUUUGCCAGCAGAAGGGCUGGUUUAUCACUUUGUGGACCAUGUUUUAUUUGUAAAUCUUAAGGUAGUUUUCCUAUAUUCCUUAAAGUAGCAAGGCCAGAGUUACUGCUGUGUGUGGGGUGGGGUGGGAGUAAUAUUUUCACAUGCCCGUGCUUGGGAUUUGUGCAUGUUGAGAACAUCUGCAUUUCAAAGAGUCUGCCGGCGUCUUAAGCACUAUAUGUAGCUGUAUGAAACAAAACUAAGAAACAAUACAUGAGCUAAAGUCUGUCUUGCUGCAGAGCGAUAAGGCUUAUGUCGACAUUAUUUUCCAAAAAAAACACAUACACACAAAGUUGUAUCACUAAUAAUGCUGCUUAAGCACUUUGGAUAGCGAUACAUCAUUUUGCCAUUAGGUGGUGUUAAAACACAAGACCUCUAGAAAAACAGAUCUACAGCAAUGUAGAACAAGGCAUCGUCUUUACAUGCAAAGUUUUUAAGUCUUUUUCCAUUUCUUUUUUUUUUUUUUCAAAACCACAGAUUACUUAUCGUCAUCCAUCUUCAACUUGCUAAACUUUCAGAAAAAUCUUCUUUGGUGUCUUUGGGAAGAUGAUAAAAAAUACUGACUUCUGAUCAGUCUGUUCUGACGAGAUAAAACUGACUGGUUCAGUCUUCUGUAACAUUUGGGAAGGGAUCUUGGAUCCAGAUGAGUUGUGAUACUUUAGAGACACUUUAAGGAAGGAAAUCGGGUCCUUUAGAGCACUCAUGUGAAGAGUGGAAGGAGGGCCCUGAGCUCCCUGACUAGCUGGGAUUAAUUUGAAUUGUGUGUAUUUGGAUUAUAUUUUAUUUUUUUAAUUCCUGUGGAAAUAAUUCCUUUCCAGAAUUGUUCUCAUAAGUGGAAUUUUUCAGGUCAAGCCUAAUUUCCUUGUGCUUUUCUGUAAGAUAGUAUAGGCAGCAUCCCCCACCGCUCAUGUUAUGGUUUCUGCAGUGUCGGACAUACUGUGCCAGUGGGGAAUUUAAAGUGGUGCUACAUGGUUUGGAAGACUUUUUUCCUGGAACUUGGGGAUUUACGUUGUUCGCACUUGCUGCUCAUAAAUAGUGUGCUUAUGUGCUAUCCUCCAGUCCAGCUGUUGACUCUUCCUGAUUUUUUUGUUGUUUUUCUCGGGGGUGGAAUAGGAAGAAGGGGGAAGUGCUUUUCUUAGCAUUCAUUCAGCAGAGCGAUGUACAAGCCUUGUUAGCCUGGCUUCUCGGGGUUAUUAAUUUUGAACAGCAUUGGUAGCUUUUAAGGGGUCUGAGAUCACGGACUUGGAUAAACUUGUUAAUCAUGAACUUGAGUCAGUUGGCUGAUUUUUGUCAGUGUUGAUUUUAUGAAAUUUUUGUAGCAUGGAAUAAUUGAUGAAUUCUUGGCUGCGUAAGUAGUAUUCAGAUUUAAAGAAAAAUAAUACUUUAAUUGAAAACUCUUGUGAAGCUAUGCAUCUUGGACCUGGGAGCUGUGACUUAUCCUUAAAUGCAUAAGCUUUUUUUUUUUUCCAUUUCAUUUCUUUGAUCAUUUUAGCUUGGUUGUUCCAACAGAAAGUGAAAGAAAAAAAAUCUUCCCCUCUAAUAUGCUUUUGCUUAAUGCUUUCUCUGAACUGCUAGUUUCUCUCAGCUCGUUUGUUUUCUGCAGUUAGUCUUUCAAUCAUUCUAAUUCAUUAGACUUAUCUACAGGGUGAAGAGGGAACAGCUUAUUAAGGUGGGCUUGUCUUCAGAGAACAUGUUAGGGCACUCAAUUUAAAACCAAAAUUGCCAAGUGUCUCCACUUGUUUGAGUGGUUAAUAGGUCAUGAACUUACUAAACUUGAAAAUUUUGCAAAUGGGAGUUAGCUUCCUCAAGGUUUGCAUUCAGAAUUAGUAAAAAGUUUUUGAGGUUGCGUGCUUGAGCUGUGACCUAUUUGCUUCUGACGUUUAGUCAAUUAUAAUAAAUCAGCUUUUCCAAGAAUUUUUCUUCUUGCUGUAAGUUCAGCCACAAAAUGAGCUUUUGCAUCUUCUGCAGUUACUGGGAUUGAUGCCUUCCUGCCCAAAAGCUGAGCUUGGCCACCCAUAAUUUUUCUCAUUUUGAGCAAUUUAGUUUUUCUGGUUUUCAGAAAUGCAACAAACUAGAUCUGAACUAGCAUAUUCAGUUUCUGCUUUGAAGUAAGAUGAAAUUCAUAUUGUAGUGAAAAAUCUCUUCACAUGUUCAUCUUGGAAGUCUGAAUUCAGGUGAACAGACCAAUUUAGUGAGUUCCACUAGAUACUUGGUAGACAUUUUUCUUCCUGCUGUAUAUUUUGGCCUUACGUUGAGGAGUUUGAUUUAUUAAAUUAUUUGUGUAUGCAGACUUCAAUCUGUACGUAUUUUGCUUUGAUGUAUUAGGAUUUGUAAAUAUUUUUUUAAAAAAUUAAAUAUUAUUUAUGCACAUACAUAAAGGACUGGUCUACCCAGCAAAGCAAUUGCUAAAUAAUAAACGUUACUUUUUAGAAGUAAAUUGCAAGAUCAUUAAAUUGUAUAUCCCUCAGGGUUAUUUUUAAAGUUUUUUUUUCCUGUUCCCUUCAGAUUUAAUUAGCAGUAACUAGUUUCAUGUAAUAUAGAACUAAAUCUACUGUAAAAAGAAAAUGCUGCGAAUAAUGCUUGAAUAGAAAUGGCUAAAACACCCACAGAACUGACUGGCCAUAUUCAUCGUAACUUUGAAUUGGGAAAUUUUACUGUUGCACUUUUUAGAAGUUGUUGGAUUUUUAAUUCUAUUUAUUUUUUCUUUCUUCAUGAAGGUUGUGCUGAACAGUCAUCCCAAACUGGGUAAAAAAAAAAAAAAAAAAUCCUGUACUGUGUCUGUGUAUACAGUAUAAUACUAAGCAGAUGUGGAGUCCUUUUUUAUGCUGCAAAUUUUUAAUGCUUAUGUUGGUCAUCACAAAUUGCGAGAGCUAAAGUUCUGUAGGAUUUCUCCCAUGAAAUUCUGAAUUGUAAACUUAGGUUUUUGUAUGUCUAAGGGAAAGCUGUGGGUUUUUGACGAUUUUUAAGAGUCUUGAAUAUGUUGAUUUUAUACAGUAAAGCUUCAGGUUUUUAAAGCUAUUUUCAACAGACUGCAUCUUCUUUGAUAAUUAUGUGAACGAGAAACUACUUAGUUUGUCGUGAAUUUCUGAAGCCUAACACAGAUAAAAAGAUUCAUCGUUACAGUGCUCUCUAGAAGCUCAGCUUUGUUUUUAUUUUUAAAUUUGAACUGAUACAACAUCUUUGUAUUUAAAAUAUGUAUUGCUGCUCUAGAAUGGUACCCUGUUGUCAAGAAGCAUACAUAAAGAACUGUACAAUAGAAUUGUAAAUAGCCUUGUAAAUCAUUUUUGUGACUGAAGCUCUUUGAAAAUAAAAUUAAAAUGAAAAGAUA
Cygnus atratus (black swan) is the source of this 8343-nucleotide messenger RNA. It is a transcript of the gene ATP13A3, whose product is annotated as ATPase 13A3. Gene Ontology annotation, biological process: intracellular calcium ion homeostasis; polyamine transmembrane transport. The record is from RefSeq and is a predicted model, not a curated record. Lineage: Eukaryota; Metazoa; Chordata; Aves; Anseriformes; Anatidae. Gene Ontology annotation, molecular function: ATP hydrolysis activity; ATPase-coupled monoatomic cation transmembrane transporter activity; polyamine transmembrane transporter activity. The transcript is spliced from 35 exons. Bases 402 to 4163 code for a protein of 1253 amino acids. Gene Ontology annotation, cellular component: late endosome membrane.